CUCUUUCCUCCAACGCAGGAACGUGCCCCGGUUGGUUUUACAUUUUGAGAGAGAGCUUUCGUCUUCGUUAACUCUAGGGUUUAUCUUCUGCAAACAAUCCGGCGGCGAUUGUAACUUUUCGCCAUGCCCCAGGGAGAUUACAUUGAGCUUCACAGGAAGCGACAUGGCUACCGCCAUGACCACUUUGAGCGGAAGCGCAAGAAGGAGGCUCGUGAAGUUCACAAGCGAUCUGCCAUGGCUCAGAAGGCUCUGGGUAUUAAGGGUAAGAUGUUCGCGAAGAAACGAUAUGCGGAGAAGGCUUUGAUGAAGAAAACAUUGGCUAUGCAUGAGGAGUCUUCAAGUAGACGCAAGGUCGAUGACGAUGUUCAAGAAGGUGCUGUUCCUGCCUAUCUUUUGGAUCGUGAAAAUACAGCUCGAGCGAAAGUUCUUAGCAACACAAUUAAGCAAAAGAGGAAAGAAAAAGCUGGAAAAUGGGAAGUCCCCCUGCCCAAGGUCAGGCCUGUUGCUGAGGAUGAGAUGUUUAAAGUGAUAAGAACUGGUAAAAGGAAAACAAAACAAUGGAAGAGGAUGGUCACAAAAGCUACAUUUGUUGGGGCAAGUUUUACACGAAAACCUCCUAAGUACGAGCGAUUCAUCCGUCCAUCAGGGCUUCGAUUUACAAAAGCACAUGUAACACAUCCCGAACUUAAAUGCACAUUCAAUCUUGAGAUCAUUGGAGUGAAGAAAAAUCCAAACGGUCCCAUGUAUACAUCUCUAGGUGUCAUGACCAAGGGAGCUAUUAUUGAGGUGAAUGUCAGUGAACUGGGUUUGGUCACACCAGCUGGGAAAGUAGUAUGGGGGAAGUAUGCUCAGGUGACCAAUAAUCCUGAGAAUGAUGGCUGUAUAAAUGCUGUUCUGCUUGUUUAAACGAACCGAUCAGAUCAAAUGAGAUGGGAAGAGAUUAAAUUAAGAGCAGAAAUGGCACUCUUUUUGAAGCGGUAUUUAGACCUUUUUGUUUUUGUUUUUGUUUUUGUGUUCUUGGAGGGUAUUAGUUAGUUCUCUUCAUUGACAUGUAAUCUUAGAAGUGUAUUUCUUACCGAUUUUCUCCAGGAAUCGAACAGGCAAAUAUAUCUAUAGAACUUUAUAUUAUAUUGUUUAGUAA
Molecule: messenger RNA, 1141 nt
Organism: Cucurbita pepo subsp. pepo (vegetable marrow)
Lineage: Eukaryota; Viridiplantae; Streptophyta; Magnoliopsida; Cucurbitales; Cucurbitaceae
Source: RefSeq, a predicted model, not a curated record